AUGUGGGCAGAUCAAUUCGAGCAAUCGCUCUGCCAAGCAAGCCUGCGUCGAACCUCGCUUCUGGUACCGGUAGUGUCACCACCGAGUGCGUCGAACGUUCGUAUAUCUAUCCAAAUACGCCAAAAGACCCUCAAACUGACAGACUACAUCUUUACCGAGUACUGGCGAUUCCUGCGCGCGAGAAGCCACGAAAUAGCUCGAUUUUCUCUGUCCACCCCUUCCCCACCCUCUGCCCCCGUCUUUCAAGAAACCGUCACGAUGGUCACCUCCGACUACACGCUGAGAAACAGAAAGAUAGGACCACAGGGAGGGGAAAACCCUGCUCAAGAGCACAAAAACAACACAGUAUGGAGCGAAGAGGAAAUAACUCAACUUUCGAAGUUAGCAGGGCAAAUUCGAAAUCGGCCGGAUGACCAAAGCAAGGCAAAAGGCCAUCCCAGGUCGAUAAAAAGACGGAGAAGGUCCAGCAACGAUGCCAUUGUGACUGACGAUACCGAUGAGGAGGAUAAGAAUCAUGCCGGAGGAAACCGCCAUAAUGGUGGGCAGGGACAACGACCAACAGACUCUAUGCGCUCACACGAUAGCAACUUUUUCAAGCCACGGCAGACGCAUGAUAUCGCAGAAGAUGUGCCCGCCCCGGGUGUUGUCUCUAGGAUCAUAGCAGCCGCCCAUGUAUCAAGUGAACAUUCAUCCAGAACUGCAACAUCGCAUUGUGACGCGCCCCGACCACUCUUCGCACAAUCAGAAGUGGAACAACCCAUCGGCAACACACCUCCUAGGGAUAACCGAGACGCAGAGCUCCAGCUCCAAAUCGCAAAGACAGCCAAUCUAGAGUCGGAUUUAGCCGCGGUGAAACACGAAUUGGAGACAUUAAAGGACGACCUCGCUCGUGAAGCCAGAGCACGAACAAACGCUGAGGAGAGUUUUAGGAAGGAGCUGGAGUCGUCGUCCAAUGCUAGAAGGACCGUGGAGAUCAAUACUAGUGACGAAUCAAGGGUGUUAAAUCAAAGGCUUGAGGAGGUAGCAAAACAACUUCAGGCGGAGGUGGACGAGCGCAGGGAAGCAGAAAGGAUUCUCGCUGGAAAGGUCAAGCGAUACACCGAGCAAGCCGAAUCCGCGAAUCAAGCCACCGAGGAAUUCCUCAAAAGGCUUGACAAACUUGAGCAGCAGUUCAUCAAGGAAACCGAGUCCGCGACCCAAGCACACAAGAAAGACAGAGAGGAAUUCCUCAAAAGGCUUGACAAACUUGAGCAGCAGUUCAUCAAGGAAACCGAGUCCGCGACCCAAGCACACAAGAAAGAUAUAGAGGAGCUUUCCGAAGAGCUGAACAAACUCGAGCAGCAAUUUAUCAAGGAAUCCGAAUCCGCGGACCAAGCCCGCAAAAAAGACAGAGGGGAGCUUUCCGAAGAGCUGAACAAACUCGAGCAGCAAUUUAUCAAGGAAUCCGAAUCCGCGAACCAAGCCCGCAAAGAAGACAGAGGGGAACUUUCCGAAGAGCUGAACAAACUCGAGCAGCAAUUUAUUAAGGAACUCGAAUCCGCGAACCAAGCCCGCAACAAACACAGAGAGGAAAUUUUCGAAGAGCUGAACAAACUCAAGAAACAAUUCACUGAAAGGCUAGAAACAGAGGCCAAGGCACGGAACGCUGGCCUCAGGACCAUUGCCGAAAGGUGCGACCAAAUCGACAAGCAACAGGAAUUGGUGCGGGAAGAAUGUCUUGGAGCAGCAAACGGACAGAAGCAGCAAUUGGGCGGGGAAAUCGACGCUCUAAAGACACGGUUUGAUGAAUUUCAAAACCAGCCUCAUGACAACGAGCGCUGCGAAACUCUCCGCGAAGACCUCCACAACCGCAUGACUCGCUUGGAGCUGGAGGACUCGAAUAUGCGUGUGGACAUUGAUCAGAUAAAGGAGAAAGCGCAGAAGGCUGAAGAGGAUGCACAGAAAUCUUCGCUUGUGAAAAAAGAUUUCUUUUCUGUGGUGCAGGUACUGCACGGUGAUGGUUCUGGUGAACAUACAGAUCCACAAAGCGUGUGA
Molecule: messenger RNA, 2034 nt
Organism: Aspergillus mulundensis
Lineage: Eukaryota; Fungi; Ascomycota; Eurotiomycetes; Eurotiales; Aspergillaceae
Exons: 3
Coding region: 1-2034 (677 amino acids)
Source: RefSeq, a predicted model, not a curated record